Molecule: messenger RNA, 4745 nt
Organism: Sciurus carolinensis (gray squirrel)
Lineage: Eukaryota; Metazoa; Chordata; Mammalia; Rodentia; Sciuridae
Gene: Slc5a7
Product: solute carrier family 5 member 7
Exons: 8
Coding region: 14-1756 (580 amino acids)
Biological process (GO): transmembrane transport; synaptic transmission, cholinergic; choline transport
Cellular component (GO): dendrite; axon; perikaryon
Molecular function (GO): choline:sodium symporter activity
Source: RefSeq, a predicted model, not a curated record
CCCUUAGUUAAAAAUGGCUUUCCACGUGGAAGGACUGAUAGCUAUCAUCGUAUUUUACCUUCUCAUAUUGCUGGUUGGAAUUUGGGCUGCAUGGAGAACCAAAAACAGUGGCAGCGCAGAAGAACGCAGUGAAGCCAUAAUAGUUGGUGGACGAGACAUUGGCUUGUUAGUUGGUGGAUUUACCAUGACAGCCACGUGGGUUGGAGGAGGGUAUAUCAAUGGGACAGCUGAAGCAGUCUAUGUACCAGAUUAUGGCCUAGCGUGGGCUCAGGCACCAAUUGGAUAUUCACUUAGUCUGGUGUUAGGUGGUCUGUUCUUUGCAAAACCUAUGCGUUCCAAGGGAUAUGUGACCAUGCUAGACCCAUUUCAGCAGAUCUAUGGAAAACGCAUGGGCGGGCUCCUCUUCAUCCCUGCGCUAAUGGGAGAAAUGUUCUGGGCUGCAGCAAUUUUCUCUGCACUAGGAGCCACCAUCAGCGUGAUCAUUGAUGUUGACGUGCAUGCCUCCGUCAUCGUGUCUGCGCUCAUUGCCACUCUGUACACCCUGGUGGGUGGUCUCUACUCUGUGGCCUACACAGAUGUUGUUCAGCUCUUUUGCAUUUUUGUAGGACUGUGGAUCAGUGUCCCCUUUGCCUUGUCACAUCCUGCAGUCUCCGACAUUGGGUUUACUGCUGUGCAUGCCAAAUACCAGGAGCCCUGGCUGGGGACCAUUGAAUCCUAUGAAAUCUACACAUGGCUUGAUAGUUUCCUGUUGUUGAUUCUGGGUGGAAUCCCAUGGCAGGCGUACUUCCAGAGGGUCCUCUCUUCAUCCUCAGCCACCUAUGCUCAAGUGUUGUCUUUCCUGGCAGCAUUUGGGUGCCUGGUGAUGGCUCUGCCAGCCAUACUCAUUGGGGCCAUUGGAGCAUCAACAGACUGGAACCAGACUGCAUAUGGGUUUCCAGAUCCCAAGACGAAUGAAGAAGCAGACAUGAUUUUACCGAUUGUUCUGCAGUAUCUCUGCCCCGUGUACAUUUCUUUCUUUGGCCUUGGUGCUGUUUCUGCUGCUGUUAUGUCUUCAGCUGAUUCUUCUAUCUUGUCAGCAAGUUCAAUGUUUGCUCGGAACAUCUACCAACUUUCCUUCAGGCAAAAUGCAUCAGACAAAGAAAUUGUCUGGGUCAUGCGAAUCACGGUGUUUGUGUUCGGAGCCUCUGCAACGGCCAUGGCCUUGCUGACGAAGACGGUGUACGGGCUGUGGUACCUCAGCUCAGACCUCGUCUACAUCAUCAUCUUCCCUCAGCUGCUCUGCGUGCUCUUCGUCAAGGGAACCAACACUUACGGGGCUGUGGCAGGUUACAUCUCUGGGCUUUUCCUGAGAAUAACUGGAGGGGAACCAUACCUGUACCUUCAGCCCUUGAUCUUCUACCCCGGUUAUUACUCUGAUAAGAAUGGUAUAUAUAAUCAGAGAUUCCCUUUUAAAACACUGUCCAUGGUUACCUCAUUCCUAGCUAAUAUUGGUGUCUCUUAUCUAACCAAAUAUCUAUUUGAAAGUGGAACCUUGCCACCAAAAUUAGAUGUAUUUGAUGCUGUUGUUGCAAGGCACAGUGAAGAAAACAUGGAUAAGACAAUUUUGGUCAAAAAUGAAAAUAUUAAAUUAGAUGAACUUGCGCCUGUGAAGCCUCGGCAGAGCAUAACUCUCAGCUCAACCUUCACCAAUAAAGAGGCCCUUCUUGACAUCGAUUCCAGUCCAGAAGGGUCUGGGACUGAAGAUAAUUUACAGUGAUCCCAUCUAAAUAAAAUACUGCUUUUGCAAACAGGAUAGUACUGGAAAGAUUGUUCAUGGCACAUAGAAUACAUAUUAAAAAUACAAACAAUGUUCAGGAGAACAAAAGCCUUGCAAAAAAUAUGAAUAUGUAUUAAAGAAGGGAUUCAGAGAAAGUAACGUGCAAUAGGACAAAUACAGACCAAACUAGAAGGAAGCAGCUAUGAAUUUUAUUUCAUUGUUAUUUUAUUUCUUAUCCAUAGUAGUUUCAAUUUUAAUAGUAGGUAGUUUUGUUAGGUAUAUAGAAAUGAAAAAAACCCCAAAGAAAAGAUGGCCAGAAUAUUUAUUAUUUUUAUGAUAAAGGAGCAUGCAAAUGAAAGAGCUUUAAAAAAAGGAAAUUGGAUGAUUUUGAUCCAAACUUUGUUAGCUAAUGCACUGGUGAGUCAGAUUAAUUGUCAAGCUGAGUCUGAGAAUAACUCACAGUUACUCUGAUGAAUGGUGUAAUAAGUAAAUCAGUUGAUUUUUUCUCGACAUGAUGAUUAACUCCUUCUUUCAUGGUCUAAACAUUUGCUGAACAUGCAAUCUCCACCCCGACUCCAGUGCAGGGGAUCUGACCCAAUGUCUAGGCAAGUUCUCUGAUGCUGAGCUACAUCCUCAACCCUGUAACCUGUCAUUCUUUUAGUAAUGGCAUAUAUUAUUCUGAGCACAGGCAAAGCAAAAACACAAAAAUUAUUGCAUAGUGGCAUUUUUUAUGUGCACAAUGAUAGAAAAGAGAGAUGAUUUUGGAAAAAGAACCCUGGAAUCCUUUGAGUACAUCCAUAACUAAGAUAUGCAUAGAUAAGAUUACCUGGAGCAUAGCAAAAUCAUUAGGCAAACUUACAGCAAUAAAUCAAGAAGGACAUUAAAUGGAAAGUGAUAUGAAGAUUACAUUUUUAUCUUCAGCUCAAGUAUACACAGUUUUGCUGCAUGAUAAAAGAAAUAGUAUUUUGGUUGACUAUUCAAAACAGGUUUGGAAGUGAAAAUGGACCAUAUGUAAGGAGCAGUAGCUACACAGCACCAUAAUGGUGGAUGAGAGACACACUAUUAAAUUAACAUGUAUUUCACUGAAUAUUUAUUACCAGAAGUUGUCAAAGCAUCUCCUCACAGUAAACUGGAAAAACACAUCUCACUUAUUGUUUUAUAUUCAUUAAUGGGGUAACCUAGUGUUAAGGGAUCUGCUCUGUGGCACUUUUUCGCACAUGCCAGGUUUAGGUGCCGGAUAGAAAGUUUAUAUUGAAUUUUAAAAUGUGACCAAAAGUGGAAAAUAAAAAUAAGUUCUAAAGGGAAGAAGCCAUCAAUUUUAACACUUGAUGUGUACAUAGUUUUCAUGAGGUCAGUCAUUAUUAUUUUACUCCUUUUCUGGAGUUAGAAUACAUAUAUAUACAUAUAUAUAUAUAAAAUGGUUUUUAUCCAUUAUAGAAUUUAAAAUUCUUUACCACCAGUCACACAUUAUUGAAAUAACUAGAGCUGUAUUGACGAAAUCAAAGUGCAUUUAUGAGCUGAAUAAUUUUCUGGGAAUUUUAUCCAAUUAAAAAAAAGCCAAUCUGAAUUUUGAAAUGGAAGCACUUUUUCUAAAAAACAUACCUUUUUGUGAUUCAUAAACAAAAUGCUAGUAAUUCCAUGUCUAGCAUUAAGUCUAUACACUGUGUUCCUGACCCUAGAAUUCCUUUUUGUAGGCUUUAAUUGGAAUUAUCUCAAAACAAAUUUCUUCUUCAUUAUAAAACAUGAAUUAAGUUUCCAAGGUAAUUUGUUAAAUGUGAAAUGAAAUCAUUUUACAUGUUGUAAUGUCCUGUAUUUUCAGUGCUUUAUCAAAAACUGCUGGUAAAUAUGACAAUACGUUCAAAAUCUUUUUUGAACAUCAUACAUACCUAAAUGAAGAUAACUUUUUGUUCAUCGGUUUCCUCAGAAUUUACUCAGUACUGUGAAGUACUUGCAAGGGGCAUAGUUUUGGAAACUGUGAGGACAGGAAUCCAAGAUAGUUAGACAUGAAUUGAGAGGAGAGCCAGGGAAAGGAAAUUGAUCAGAGGAAAAAAACAGAUUAAAACAUAUGACAUGUAAAAAUAUUAACUGAUGGGGACUACAGUUCCUGCAAGAGUGGAAUUCCACACGUACCAUGUUCUCCAGCACACCGUCCAAACAGUGGCUCUGUCCACUCCACCACGGUAACAUUCCCUCAGCCCACCGAGGCUCUGCGUCCACCCUCAGCCUCACGAAGCACAUCAUCCAUCCACACUGUAGCCUACAACAGGGGAGCAUAUUCUCCACAGACAUUGCUGUUUACAGUUUUCUUGAGCAACAGUUGCCCAAACAGGGAAAUAAAAGGUUUAACCUGUCCAACUAUUAAAACCAGUUAGAUAAUUUAAUAAAUAAUGUACUUUCAUUGAACCCAUUAUUUCCCAUCUAGUCUCAAACUAGAUGUGUGAAAAAAGCUUAUCUAUUUUUAAAUUCAUGAACAAAUGUGCUAAAUAUUAGCAAGUGAUUUUUAAAGUGCAAAAAGUCAAAGGGAAUGAAACAAUCUCAAGAUCUUUUAUCUGCACAUUCAGGCGUAAGCUCCCCCUCAGUUUCCAAGGAAGAUGUAGGAGCCCUGCUCUGUUUUGUCAUGAUGGGUAAUGUAGAUGGUGUUGAAUUUUUCUAGCCUCAUUUAAUGUACCUUCAAACUCCAUCCUCAAUGAAAAUAAAAUAACCAGAACAUUUCAGGCACUGACUACACUAACAUUUGGAGGCAAUACCUGAGGCUAAAACAUUAGAGUAAAACACAUUUUAUUUUCAUACUUCUGCAAUGAUUGUAACAUGUUUCUUGGGUAAUUUUAAUGCUUUCCCCCCACCCAUAUUCAAAAUAUCAAGCUUGUUGUCAAAAAACAAGUUUUCAAAUACUCAGUGUCAAAAAUUCAACUUCAUUGCUACACUUAAAAGUAAUGAAUUUUAUGUGAAUAUCAAAUGAACGUAAACUUGAAAUAAUUAAAUUUGAUGU